Molecule: messenger RNA, 1054 nt
Organism: Gossypium raimondii (Peruvian cotton)
Lineage: Eukaryota; Viridiplantae; Streptophyta; Magnoliopsida; Malvales; Malvaceae
Product: NDR1/HIN1-like protein 13
Exons: 1
Coding region: 87-842 (251 amino acids)
Cellular component (GO): plasma membrane
Source: RefSeq, a predicted model, not a curated record
CAGUAUUUUCUCCUUCAAGUUCGAAAUCCAAAAGCAAAUUAACGCCUUUUUCUUCUCUUUGCUGAGCUCUCUCCCCCAACAUCACCAUGGCAGAUAGGGUAUACCCUAAACAAGCGACAAAUGGCACCGCCGCCGCAACCAACCCUUCUUUUCCGGCCACUAAAGCACAACAAUACGGAGCCUCCCGCCCUGUCUACCGUCCACAACCCGAACGCCACCGCUACCGCCGCUCUUGCUGUUCUUGCUGUCUUUGGACCACCAUAGCUAUUCUCGUUCUCAUCCUCAUAGCCGCCGUAGCUUCUGCUAUAUUGUACGUCCUUUACCGCCCUCACCGUCCUACUUUCACAGUUUCCUCCCUCAAAAUCUCGGCACUUAACGUAACCUCAGCUUCCAAGCUGAUCACCAACAUCAACCUAAACGUCACAGCCAAAAACCCAAACAAGAAAGUCGUCUACAGUUACAACCCAAUCACCGUAGCGCUUGUCACAGACGACGACAUCGCUAUUGGGGAAGGUUCCUUCGGUUCCUUCGUGCACGGAACUAAAAACACGGCCCUCUUGAAAGCUGCCAUAACUAGUAGCAACCAAGAACUCGAUGACGCGUCAGCUGCCAAGUUGAAGAAAGCUUUGAAGAGCAAGAAGGGGCUGCCAUUAAAGAUAAAGCUCGAUACUAAAGUGGAAGCAAAAAUGGGAGCAUUGAAGACACCAAAGGUUGGGAUAAGGGUUGUUUGUGAAGGGAUUAAAGCUACCGGCCCGAAGGCAAAAUCAGCAACCACAGCUUCAACUUCUAAUGCAAAAUGUAAGGUUGAUUUGAGACUCAAGAUCUGGAAAUGGACUUUCUGAUCGACGAGAAUAUUUUGAGAAAGAGAAACAACGGAGAAGAAAAAGGUUUGUUGUUUAUUUUAUUUUAUUACUUUUGUUAUUGUUGUUGUUGUUGUUUUUUUUUUUAGGGAGGUAAUAUGUUUGCAAAUUGGGUGAUUUGAUUGUAUAGGGUAUAGAAAAAUGUAAUGUAUACGUUAUUUCUUUUCUUUUCAAUAUAUAUUUUGGAUUUUUCA